Aspergillus tanneri is the source of this 1062-nucleotide messenger RNA. RefSeq names its product putative 3-hydroxyacyl-CoA dehydrogenase. NCBI's taxonomy places the organism in Eukaryota, Fungi, Ascomycota, Eurotiomycetes, Eurotiales, Aspergillaceae. Bases 1 to 1062 code for a protein of 353 amino acids. The transcript is spliced from 2 exons. The record is from RefSeq and is a predicted model, not a curated record.
AUGGAAAGCACCCAGCCUAGUGCACUCCUGGCUAGGCAAUUCUCCCUUGAUGUGGUGACCAAGGUUCCCUCAGAUAUGCCAAACAUUGCACAUCCGUGUACCAGCAGUCAAAGUGAUGAAUUUGUGCCGAUUGGUAAACAUAAAAUCCUCGUCCUGGAUGUGGGGCCUGCAGCUUCAAAGCCUCCCAGGAGGCCUGGGGAAAUAUUAGAGCUGAGUAUCAGCGGACAGCUUCAACGUGUCCUUGUCCGAAAUUUGAUAUUGCCCGACGGCCUGGAUAUUGAUCCUUCCAGCAACCGCAUGUUCUGGACGUGUAUGGGAACCCCGGGUAAAAGAGAUGGCACCAUUCUCUCAGCCGACUUGGAUGGCGGCAACAUUCGAACUGUUAUCGCUCCAGGAGCAGUCAACACCCCAAAACAGCUUGCGAUCGUCCCUUCUACGGAGCAAUUGUAUUUCUGCGAUCGUGAAGGCCUUGGUGUCUGGCGGUGCAAGUUUGACGGCUCAUGCCUCGAAAGGCUUAUACAGACCGCGGAUGAGUAUAACAGUCAGGAUGCGUCAAAUGGCAGGAAUUGGUGUGUUGGCGUCGCGGUAGCUCCAAGACUGGGCAAAAUCUUCUGGACGCAAAAAGGCCCAUCAAAGGGUGGAAGCGGGCGUAUCUUCUCCGCCAACCUCGACAGUCCUACCAGUCCGAUCGUGGAGUCUCGCAAAGACGUUCAGUGCAUCCUGAGUGGUCUUCCAGAACCUAUAGAUCUCAAGGUGGAUGAAUCAUCCCAUACUCUUUAUUGGACAGAUCGAGGAGAGCAGCCCUUUGGUAAUACAUUAAAUAAAGCUCUCCUGGAUGAAGCUGGUAUGUUCGUGCCUGUCGAUACAUCCAUGGGAUACGAGAUUCUGGCUCAAGACUUUAAUGAGGCAAUUGGCCUGGACUUAGAUCCCACAAACAGGUGCGCAUAUGUCACAGACCUUGGUGGUACCCUGUAUCGAUGCGAUCUUAACACUGGCCACAAAGAGAGCAUCCAUAUCGACCCGAGCCGUAGAUUUACGGGAGUAAGGUACAUUUAUGCAUGA